Megalops cyprinoides (Indo-Pacific tarpon) is the source of this 2523-nucleotide messenger RNA. It is a transcript of the gene hcls1, whose product is annotated as hematopoietic cell-specific Lyn substrate 1. Gene Ontology annotation, molecular function: actin filament binding. The transcript has 16 exons. Gene Ontology annotation, cellular component: site of polarized growth; plasma membrane; actin filament. The coding region runs from base 95 to 1654 and encodes 519 amino acids. Gene Ontology annotation, biological process: regulation of actin filament polymerization. The record is from RefSeq and is a predicted model, not a curated record. NCBI's taxonomy places the organism in Eukaryota, Metazoa, Chordata, Actinopteri, Elopiformes, Megalopidae.
UUCACGCCUCGGACCGCGCACAGGUAGAGUGAAUGUUUGAGAAGUGCAGCGUUUUUAAUAUUGAAACUAAUCGGGGCUACUGAGUCGCAGAACGAUGUGGAAGUCAGUGGUGGGACACAAUGUCAGUAUGAAGGUGGCGUCCGAGGGGGACGACUGGGAGACUGACCCUGACUUUGAGAAUGACGUGUCGGAGCAGGAGCAACGAUGGGGAGCCAAGACAAUCGAAGGGUCUGGUCGGAAAGAACACAUCAGUGUGGCAGAGCUCAGACAGAACGUGUCAAAGGAGCAUGAAGUGGUGAAGAAGAAGGAGAUGGAGCAGGCCCCUAAGGCCUCCUAUGGAUAUGGAGGAAAGUUUGGGGUGGAGAAGGACCGCAUGGACAAGGUGGCCGUGGGUCACGCCUAUGUGGCACAGGUGGAGCAGCAUUCUUCCCAGACAGAUGCGGCGCGGGGUUUCGGGGGGAAGUUUGGAGUGCAGAAGGACCGAGUAGACAAGUCUGCCAUGGGUUUCGAGUACAAGGGCGAUGUGGAACAGCACAGCUCACAAAAAGACUACUCAAAGGGUUUCGGAGGGAAGUAUGGGGUUGAGAAGGAGAAGGUGGACAAGGCGGCCUUGGGUUAUGACUACAAGGGAGAGACCGAGAAGCACGAAUCACAGAAAGAUUAUUCAAAGGGUUUCGGAGGGAAGUAUGGGGUUGAGAAGGAGAAGGUGGACAAGGCGGCCUUGGGUUAUGACUACAAGGGAGAGACCGAGAAGCACGAAUCACAGAAAGAUUAUUCAAAGGGUUUCGGAGGGAAGUAUGGGGUUGAGAAGGAGAAGGUGGACAAGGCGGCCUUGGGUUAUGACUACAAGGGAGAGACCGAGAAGCAUGAAUCACAGAAAGACUACGCUAAGGGCUUUGGAGGGCGUUACGGAGUGCAGACAGACCGUGUUGAUAAGAGUGCAGCAUCCUUCUCUGACAUGGAGUCUCCCUCUUCAGCCUAUGAGAGAACCCAGCCACUGGAGGCCUCGAGCUCAGGGGCUGGCAAUCUGAAGGCGCGCUUUGAGAACAUGGCGCAGGCGUCUAAUGAGGAGAACAGGAAGCGGGCGGACGAGGAGAGAGCCAGGAGGCAGGCCCGGGAGAAGAGGGAGCAGGAGGAGGCCCGGCGCAGGCAGGAGGAACAGAGCGGAAGGGAGGUAGAAGAGGAGCAGCCUCCUCCCCUCCCAGCGACGAGAAGGGCACCAGAGGUGCCCAGGGAAUUGCCUGAGACACCCAGAGAGGAGCCAGUGCCCAUAGCUCAGGAGGAGGAGGAACCAGAAUAUGAAGAGCCUCCUGACCUACCUGAUCGGCCCCAGGACCUGCUGGAGGAGGAAGCGGACCUCGACCAGGGGCAGCAGAAUGAGGAGGCAGCAGACUGGGGGGCCGACCCGGACCAGGGCAUCGAGGCGCCCCCUGCUCCAGCUGUUGACAAUGACUAUGAGGAUCUGAGCAGUGGUAUUUGUGCCACGGCACUUUAUGACUACCAGGGGGAGGGGGAUGACGAGAUCUCCUUCGUUCCGGACGACAUCAUCACCAACAUUGAGAUGAUCGAUGAGGGCUGGUGGAGGGGGCACUGUCGCGGGCACUUUGGCCUCUUCCCCGCCACCUUUGUGCAGUUGAUGCAGGGUGAACCUUGAGGCCCCAACCCAACAAAAACACACACACACACACACACACACACACACACACCCCUCUUAUCCUCACCACUCAUUUCCCCACUUUCAAGUCAUGUCUUUUGGACAAGGGUCCAGUCUCUUUCUCAUCCAGUCUACUGCUUGUUCAUAAACACUGUCUGUCCCAACACAUUCACAUCCCACCUCAGCUCACCUGCACUGGAAAAUCAGCACCCAAACACAAACACACACACACACACACACACACACACACACACACACACACAAAACAGACACACACAAUGCUGGUUCAGUGUACCAUGACAGAGCUGGUUUAAAGGCGAAAUAGCACAAGCUCUGCGUUGAUUCUUCCAUUGAUGUUUCAUGGCUAAAUGGUGCCGCUGCAUUGAGGUAUAACGCUUUAACUUCAGCUCUAUUAAAAGUCUGUUUUGAGUAGCUGAAUCAUGGAUUAGUACUUUUUAAUUAGCUGAAAUCCGAUUUCAUAAGAAUACAUCAUCAAACGGGUACCUUUCAUAAGGUGUCAGCGGACACUUUAUUUUGGCUCAGAGCAUCAGGGUAUGCCUUCAACCGUGCAAUAGUAAUGGUCAGUUUUGCCUCUUACUAAAUUCCAGCUCAUUUAAGUCCUUUAAUAAUUGGGCCACCACUCCAUGAACGUUGGCACCACUGUCAGAUUUAUUCUGAAACACAUUUUGUUCACAAAUCUACUUAUAGCCACCUUUUCUCAUAGCUUCUAAGCCCAGCGAUACAUUUUUAUCAUUGCAAAACUUAAUAUUUUUAUUGUCUUUUUAUUUAGAUAUUACACACAAAACUCAGUUGAAAUGUAAAAAAAUGUUAUUCAUUUUGCUAUUAAAUACAAAAAUCAUUUUAUGAAA